Tripterygium wilfordii is the source of this 3506-nucleotide messenger RNA. Its product is annotated as probable transcriptional regulator SLK2. The record is from RefSeq and is a predicted model, not a curated record. NCBI's taxonomy places the organism in Eukaryota, Viridiplantae, Streptophyta, Magnoliopsida, Celastrales, Celastraceae. The coding region runs from base 690 to 3203 and encodes 837 amino acids. Gene Ontology annotation, cellular component: transcription regulator complex; nucleus. The transcript has 10 exons. Gene Ontology annotation, biological process: positive regulation of transcription by RNA polymerase II; negative regulation of transcription by RNA polymerase II.
AAAGGUGGAAUGACACGACUGCAGAUUAUAUUUACCCUGAUAGACGGACGCAUAUGACCCAUCAAAGACAACCUUUGGGAUCCACCAAUCGAGUUGUGCCACAUAACACACGAGCUCGCUCUUCAGUCGCCGCCGCGCGGUCUCAAUGCCGACUACGUUCUCCAUCUUGUUCCUGACACGUAUCUCGUCUCCCACCUGAUAUAUCAGGUGACAUAGAGCUGGCUACCAGUGCAGACAGUCACUCACCCUCUGCAAUUCCCGCUAGAUAUAUAUAAACAGCGCCCUCGAAUUCGCACAUGCAAUUACGAUUUCCAAAUUUAGGGAGGAAAAUGAGAUGGUUUUCGAUUUUUCUCCAGCUCUCGAUUUCAAGGUGUUGUAAAUUCAGGAAACCUUUCACGUCAUCUGAUAACAAGGGCUUGUUAAUUCGUAAUAAUAUGCUUCUUGAUCGCUGACAGCGUAUGCGCAAGGGUUCAGAUUUUCUGUUUCCUAUUCGUUGCUGAAGUGGGAUUGUCAGUGUUAUUACUUUAUCCUGUUUUAGUUGUGAAUUGGCUUUGAGGGGGUUGUCUUUUGCACAAGUAUAAUAUUUUAUGAUAUUGAGAAGAUUGAGCUUAUAUUGCAAUUGCAAAUACUAGUUAGGCCUGGCUCUGGAGAGCUACUUGGAAUCUGACCACCAGGAAACGGUACCUUCAAUGGUCCCUUCUCGGGUGGCUGGAGGGUUAACUCAUUCUUCCUCAAGCUCUGGAAUUUUCUUCCAAGGAGAUGGGCAGUCCCAGGCUGUCAUUAAUUCUCAUUUGGGUUCAUCAUUUGGAAACUCGCCUAAAUCUAUUCCCGAAUCUGGAUGUUCCAAUCUAGGUCCUGUUUCUGGAGAUCAGAACAAUGCACUGUUGAAUAGUGUGGCAAGUUCAGGACCAAGUGUGGGAGCUAGUUCUUUGGUUACAGAUGCAAAUUCUGCUCUUUCUGGGGGUCCUCGUCUGCAGAGAAGUGCGAGUAUCAAUACUGAAUCAUAUAUGCGGUUGCCAGCAUCGCCAAUGUCAUUUUCAUCCAAUAAUAUAAGCGUUUCAGGUUCAUCAGUUGUUGAUGGAUCCUCUGUAAUACAGCAAGGAAAUCAUCAAGACGUGACUGCUCAACAUGCACAACAGGUUCAGCAGCUGCAACAACAAGGGGUUUCCGGUGCUACGUCAUUGCCUGCAUCACAAAGUGGCCAAGUUGCACUACCCAUGGACCAACGGGCCCCUGGGUACUUCACUUCAGAUCCUAACAAUAUUUCCCAGUCACACAAGAAGCCACGAUUGGAUAUUAAGCAAGAAGAUAUCAUGCAACAGAUAUUUCAGAGGCAGGAUUCCCUGCAGUUGCAAGGCCGCAAUCCACAGUUACAAGUUCUGCUUCAGCAGCAGAGACUAAGGCAACAGCAGCAGAUUCUGCAAUCCAUGCCACAAUUGCAAAGAACCCAAUUACAGCAGCAGCAGCAGCUGCAGAUGAGGCAGCAAGCACAACAACAGCCAGUAUCAGCUAUGAAGCGUGCCGAUGGUGGUAUAUGUGCUCGUAGGCUGAUGCAGUACCUAUAUCAUCAGCGGCAACGGCCACUUGAUAAUUCUAUUGCCUAUUGGAGGAAGUUUGUUGCUGAGUAUUAUUCUCCUCGUGCAAAGAAGCGAUGGUGCUUGUCCUUGUACGACAAUGUUGGGCAUCAUGCACUUGGUGUUUUCCCCCAGGCAGCUAUGGACGCAUGGCAGUGUGACAUCUGCGGCUCUAAAUCUGGAAGAGGAUUUGAGGCAACCUUUGAAGUACUUCCGCGACUCAAUGAAAUCAAAUUUGGCAGUGGUGUGAUCGAUGAUCUUUUAUUUUUGGACUUGCCACAUGAAUACAGAUUUAUGUCGGGAAUUAUGUUGUUGGAAUAUGGAAAAGCAGUUCAGGAGAGUGUGUAUGAGCAACUUCGUGUUGUGCGUGAGGGUCAGCUUCGUAUCGUAUUCACCCAGGACUUGAAGAUACUGUCAUGGGAAUUUUGUGCACGGCGCCACGAAGAAUUUUUCCCUCGUAGGUUGGUUGCACCCCAGGUGAACCAAUUGCUUCAGGUUGCACAAAAGUGCCAGAGCACGAUUGCUGAAAGUGGAUCAGAUGGGAUUUCUCAGCAGGACUUGCAAACAAACAGUAAUAUGGUCUUGACAGCUGGUCGUCAGCUUGCGAAGAGUAUGGAGCUCCAGUCAUUAAAUGACUUGGGUUUCUCCAAAAGAUAUGUCAGGUGUCUUCAGAUUGCUGAAGUCGUCAACAGCAUGAAAGAUCUAAUUGAUUACUGCCGGGAACACAAAGCUGGACCAAUUGAUGGUCUGAAAAAUUAUCCUCGACAUGCCGGUGCAGCUAAGCUCCAGAUGCAAAAGAUGCAGGAAAUGGAGCAGCUGCCAAAUGUUCAGGGUCUGCCAACUGACCGAAAUACCCUCAAUAAAUUGAUGGCGUUGCAUCCAGGAGUAAACAACCACAUGAGCAACAACCAUCACAUGGUUGGUAAGGGUGCUUUAAGUGGUUCAGCACAGGAUGCUCUGUCACUGACUAACUACCAGAAUCUGCUGAUGAGGCAGAAUUCAAUGAAUUCAAAUCUCAACUCACUUCAAAUGGAGGCAUCAUCUUCUUUUAAUAGUACCAACCAAACUCCAAAUUCAAAUUUUCAAGGAUCCACUACUUUCAUCUCUGGGUCAAUGCAGAACUUGCCAGGAAGUGGAUAUUCAAGCCCUCAUCUAACUUCGCAACAGUCACAUCGUUCAUUGGGUGCUAAUAACCUUCACCAGCAGAACCAUUCGCCGUCUUCCCAAGGCAGCCAGGUCUUACAACAGCAGAUGAUACAGCAAAUGCUACAGGAGAUGUCCAGUAACGCUGGUGCAGGUGUACAGCAGUGGUCGAUUGUGGGACAGAGUAUGAUGAGAAAUGGAAUGGGAUAUGGAAACAAUAAUUCGGCAGCAAUAGCUGCUGCCACCCCCAGUGUGUCAGGAGGAGCUAUGGGUCAUGCUCCCAGCCGGAGCAACAGUUUUAAAGCUGGUUCAAAUAGUGAAUCUUCUGCUGUUGGUGGCAAUAAUGGAUUUAACCAGCGAGCAUCAGACUUGCCUCAGAAUCUCCAUUUGCCGGAUGAUAUUGCUCAAGAUAUAUCUCAUGAAUUCCUAGAAAAUGGUUUUUUUAACAGUGACCUUGACGAUAAUAUGGGAUAUGGCUGGAAGUAAUGACGAACAUUGCUGGUUUUGGUGUUCAUAAGUGAAUUUUAAGUCAUCUUUGUACAGAAUAUGUGGAGUAGCUGCUUUUUCUAUUUAGUGUUUUUUUUUUUUUUUUAAUUUUUAAAGAAAGAUACUCAGGAACCUGUGUUGGCAUUGAGGCACUUGUGCCUGACUAGGUAUUUAGUCUUCUUUUUUUAAAAUAGUCCUUUUUGAGUUUUUUUCUCUUCUGGGUCAAGUCUUGAAAGUAAUGUAUUGGUCAAAACUGCUCCAGUAAGUUUGGUCCUGAGAUGAUUUGAGUGGUUAUUUCUCCUA